Xenopus laevis (African clawed frog) is the source of this 1016-nucleotide messenger RNA. Its product is annotated as protein kinase C delta type-like. The record is from RefSeq and is a predicted model, not a curated record. The transcript has 4 exons. The coding region runs from base 594 to 1016 and encodes 140 amino acids. Lineage: Eukaryota; Metazoa; Chordata; Amphibia; Anura; Pipidae.
GUGGUUUCAAACGUGCAGAUCCCAUAGAGUCUAUUGAUUUGGUAGUUUCUUGACGUAUUGAUGUUUCUGCUAAAUAACGCCAAUACUGGCAUCCUGUGGCGGGUUUCAACUUGCAAGCGCCCUGUGUGAAUUGCCAUAGUGCGUUUUCCAUUAGUUUCAGUGGUAGUGUAGUUUAUGCGUAUUUACGGCUGGCUGUUCAUUUUUAAAAACGCAACGUAAAAACACAGCAAAAACGUCACGUCUGGCCUUGCCCUUAAACUGAAGGAAUGUGAACUUGAAACCGCAAUAAAGAGAAAAUGCAAGUAUAAAUAAUAAAAUAGGCCAAGCAGUUCUACUGAGGAUGAGACAGUAUAGGGGUUAUGUAAGAAAAGGUGUAACAUUUACUAUAGGUCUAUUUAGUUCUGACAACACUGGGGAUAACAAAAUACUGUAUAAAGAAAAGGCUACACAGCUGAGAUAUUAACACAGUAAGGGGGGUUUUGAUUCAAUCAGAAGUAGAACAAAAGUUUUGGCAUGACUUUUGAUAUUUUUUAAAGCUGUUCAUUAAUUUGAUUUUUACUCUGUUCUUUUUAAUAAGGUUCUACGCAGCAGAGAUGGUUUGUGGAUUACAAUUUCUUCAUUCCAGAGGAAUUGUUCAUCGUGAUAUUAAACUGGAAAACAUUCUGCUGGACCAAAAUGGACACAUUAAAAUUUGUGACUUUGGUCUGGUGGCUCACAACAUAUUCGGCAAUAGAACCACCAGAGGCCGAAUAGGAACCUACGGAUACAUGGCUCCGGAGGUUAUGCUUAUGAAGGAAUAUAAUGCAGCUGCAGAUUGGUGGUCACUUGGUGUCGUCAUCUACCGAAUGGCCAUAGGGAGAUCCCCAUUUUACAAUGGUCGAGUCCGGACAAUGGUGCAAGAGUCCACUGUCAGUGACGAGCCACAAUACCCUGAGUGGAUUAGUCCAGAACUGCAAGACCUACUGGAAAAGCAUUACAACCUUGGAGACUCAUAUGGGGGGGCUUCUUGGGAUUAG